UAAGUAAUUUAUGACUAGAUUUUUUUGGCCUAAGCAAGAGCAUACAUAAGAGAAACACUUAUUCACCGCCAAUAGAAGUUCUGAGGAAAGAUGGAAGAUAGGACGAACAUCCAGGCAGACCAGCGUCAAGACCAUCUUGAAACUUUGAGAUCAAAAAUGGACAUGAAAGCGGAAAAAAUGGUUCUUGAAAGAAGAAUGCAGAUAGAACGCAUGGAACGUGGACUGGAGCAGCAACUAGAGAAUGAAAGGAAGAUUACUGCUAAUGCCUUAGAGAGACAUGAAAGAGAAGGAAUACUUGCACGUGAGCUUAGCUUAUUAAAACGAGAACAUUUGAGGCAGAUGAAAAUGAGGGAACGUAUAACAGCGGCUAGUGAGGAGUUAAAGGCUUUAGAUAAGAAACGUCGAGAAUCUUUUGUAAAUAAGCAUCUUAUUACACAAUUAGCUGAAAAGGAGGCUGUGAGAGCACAAGAAAAGCUAGAGAAACUUAAGAUCCAAGAGAUAAUUGAAUCGGAGAAAAGGUGUAUGGAGGAAAAGGCGGAAAUGAAUGUAAGUUUCAUCCACGCGGAUAAACUAAAGUAUAGAGAAGAACUUCUUAAGCAGAUAAAGGACGGGAAUCAAAACCAACGAGAUAUGCAAAGAGAUAAAAUACUAGAAAAUGCAUUACUAGAACAGACAUUGAGGAAGAUUCGUGAAGAAGACGAAAUUGAAGAAGCUGCACGUUUAGAAAGAGUUUCUAAUGUAAAAAGGGAAAUUGAAGGAUUCCAAAGACAAAGAGAAAUGCAGAAACAAAGUGAGAAACUUUCCCGAGAGGCCGAGGUAGCUAAAAGUAAAGCAUAUACAGAAGAAAAAGAAAAACAAAAGGAACAGAUUGUACAAAAUUCUAAAGACAGAGAGCUGGAGAAAAGUAAGUUUAUCGACCAUAUAUCAGAGUUGAACGCAUCCAAACUUUAUCAAAGGAAGGAGAGGGAGGAUAUUCUAGAAUUCCUGGUGGAGGAAGAAGCAAGACAGCGAGACAUUCAAAAAGACAAAGAGAGAGCAUCAAGGGCAGAAAAAGUUAGGAUUGACCUUCAAAACUUUUACAAGAAACACAUUGAAGAAAAGGAACUCGCUAGUAAAUCAAACUUCAAGGAACAAGAACAAUACAGAAAUCAGCUACUAGCAAACCUAGCUUUGCAGGAACAACUUGAAAUGUCAUCAGCAGGUAAGAAAGACUUGAAGAAGAAAGAACUCCGUGAAUCCCUUUUAAAUCAGAUGAAAGAUAAACAUCGGCGACAAAUCAGGGAAUGGCAACGUCAGUCUGCUCUACUUGACGAACAACUAGAAGAGGAAGACAGAUUGAGACGUAUGUGUAAUUACAAGGAUCCUCAAAUACUAGAUGAUUUAGACUAGUUUGAGAAAGAGGUCAUAGCUGCCCUAUCCUCGCCAGAGGUUGAGGAGAUUCCACCUGAUGCUGGCGUUGGUUAAUAAAUUUUGUAAACGUUAAAAUGUGUAUCUUCUGAUUUUGUAGGCAAACAGUACAGUGCAACGCAGUGUAUUGAAUAUACUUACUAUCAGCCUUGAUUGAGAUUCUGCAAAUUAUUUUUAGAC
Messenger RNA from Macrosteles quadrilineatus (aster leafhopper), 1587 nucleotides. RefSeq names its product meiosis-specific nuclear structural protein 1-like. Gene Ontology annotation, biological process: cilium organization. Bases 91 to 1389 code for a protein of 432 amino acids. NCBI's taxonomy places the organism in Eukaryota, Metazoa, Arthropoda, Insecta, Hemiptera, Cicadellidae. The transcript has a single exon. The record is from RefSeq and is a predicted model, not a curated record. Gene Ontology annotation, cellular component: motile cilium.